Syngnathoides biaculeatus (alligator pipefish) is the source of this 2046-nucleotide messenger RNA. RefSeq lists its product as uncharacterized. NCBI's taxonomy places the organism in Eukaryota, Metazoa, Chordata, Actinopteri, Syngnathiformes, Syngnathidae. Gene Ontology annotation, biological process: regulation of cell shape. The transcript has 5 exons. Gene Ontology annotation, cellular component: membrane. The record is from RefSeq and is a predicted model, not a curated record. The coding region runs from base 784 to 1599 and encodes 271 amino acids.
UAAUUAAAGCAUCGCAAUAGAGUCUCCGGUUAGUGACAAACAUAUUUGUUUGGUUAUUUCCUAUAGGUAUCAUUGUUUUUGGACAGCACAGCGCCCCAAUGGUUAGGACAUCUGCCUCGCAGUUGAGAGGCUCUGCAUUUGAAUCUCCCCCGUGUGGAGUUUACAUGUUCUUGUCAUGAUAUGUUUUUGUUGACUUGUUGGUUUUGAUGUCAUGCAGGUGUGUUGUCUGCUUCUUCGGUUUUCAUCUCCACCAUUUCCGGGGAAUCUUUUACAAUUCUGUUAAGCAAAUAUUUCACUGCAGCCACUUGUCCAGGUGUGCCUUGUUGUCUCGUUAGUUUGUUUAGUUCAGCGGGUUUGUUCAAUCUGUGUUGGAUAAUUGUUUCUGCAAGUCCCAUUUCUAGUUUUCAUGAGUUUGCUGUGAUGAUUUACGCUGGCGUCCGAAUCUUUUUUUCACCAUCACCCAAAGAAUCCUGGCAGGUGCUGCAGGAUCUCUGAAGAGCUGCUGUUGCCAGAGUACGUGGAGAAAACCCACUCAAGCAUGGGGAUGUCAUACAAACGCCAAGAGUGGAACCUAGAACUUCUUGACUUUACUCGAGUGCAAGUCACCUUCACUUCACUUGACCUCAACCUAUCUUCUGAAAGUAUCUGACAAAGUCCAGACGGCCACUGUGAAAAGAGGUGCAGCUAAAGCAGGCUGGCAUUUUAUCGCUUAGAUGGCAUGAAGACGGUUCAGGGUGCAAGUUAUACAUCGAACAAAGAGCCUGACCAUCAUACUACCUCCACAUGGCACAAGCGAUGUUUCGAGAAAGCGAGAAGGAUGGGCGCUCAGUUUUAGGAAUGCUGAGAGUGGAGGUGGAAAGGGACCCCAAGACAGGAGCCACAGUUGUUAAGUCGGUGGCCCCCAUGUCCACCCCAGCCAGUGGUCCGCUGGCCACCACUGUCUUUGACGACGGCAGGAAAAGCAUCCAUGCGAUCGGUGGGUCAGGUGAUCAACCCUCAACUGAAGAGCUCACAAAGAAUUUGACUGUUGUCGACGGCGUUGGGAUGCAAGUGAUGCUAGAUGAGCUCACUGUCACCCCAAAUGAAGCAGAAGUCAAAGAAAUGCAGGCUCCUGUGAAUCAGCCUGUGUCUGAAGAGAAUCAUAUGGCGUUACACAGCCAUGCAAGUUCUAACCCGGAAGCUCAAAUGACUACAGAGGUCACUCGUUCGAGUAUGACAUUUGAGGAGGAUGCAAAUGUGAUGGUGGUUAGAGACAAAGCAGGAAAAGAGGUGACCAUGGAGGGUCGCGAUUUGGAGGAAAGCCCGAUCACCCUCGUGUUCUUGGGCUACACCGAUUCUACGACUACCCAAGAAGACCUGGACAUGCUAACUGCAGAGCGAGUGAUUAUUGCAGAGGACGGUGAAGAACACAGUGCUACGGAUCAAGAGGUGGGACAAGAGAGUCAAAGUGUUACGUAUCAGGACAUUUCCCCGGAGGAUAAAGAUCAAACAUCUGAAGUCCAAAAAGAUAAUGCAAAUAAGGACUCAUCCUCACCGGCUGUUGAAGAGCGAAAAGGCCCUUCAAAUAACAAAACCUGUCACUGUUGCUCUGUCAUGUAAGAAUUGGCAAUAUUUAAUUCUACUUGUAUUUUGCUACUCAACCCGAUAGUUAUGCAUUGGACGUUUCUCCCCAUCUGUUCUUACCAUUUAACUCAGGGUAUUAUAAUUUUGUAGGGCUCGAGUAGAUGUGCUCUAGCAGCUUCACUGAGAUCCCUUUAAAAAAAGAAAAAAACACUUUCUCCCCCUAGAGGAGAAAGGCAGGAAAAGCAACAUCCACUGCGCAUGUGCUAACUCGUCAGUCGACUGUGUAACAUCUUUUUUUUUAACCUCCGGACGUUUUGUGGUCCUCGUAACCAAAGGAAUGUUUUACAUUGUAUAAUAAUGACUUGCAGUUUAAUGCAACUUAUACAUUUUGACAUUGUAAAAAUCAAGUUUACGUUUUCAGUUUUAAAUGUAAUAGCUCCAGCUCUAAUCAUCACAGUUCAUAAUAUGAGUAUCAUCAGUUUG